AUGAGUCUGUACGCAACCUCCCCGAAUUUUGCCGUCUGGAAGACGUCGCGAAAGACUCGGCGUCAUCGACCAAUUCCGGCCACCAGGCUGGUCGAGCAUUUUGCUGCAAAUGAUUGCACAGACUACAAGCUGCUUUACUAUAAGCUUCAUAACUUGGAACUCCAUCCGGACAUCCUUCCGGACGCCAAGUCACUCCUACUCUCGUUCCUUUCAGAGGCGCUCCAGUGCGAGAGACAUAUCACCAAACGCACAAUUUUGGAGCUGAAUAUCUUCACGGACGUGGCGCUCAAUGACUUCGUCCAGCAGGAGCUAGAUGCUGUGACGAGCGAGUGGCACCACUACCUCGCCCGCCGCAAGGCAGGCAACCCUCGCGAACUGCUACCCACCGCCGACGAAGCGCGGGCGUGGUUGCUCAAGAUCACCCCGCUCAAGUUUGUGGACGGAGCAUGGCUGGGGCACGUUCACAGAAUGGCGACCUCAUUUGCGACCCGAAAGAUUACCAAAGCAGCCUGGCAAGUCCUCUCUGAGGAGCUCGGCGAUGGGGAUCUCCAGAAGUGUCACACAUAUGUCUACGCGAGGCUCCUAGAAAAGAUUGGCAUCUCGGUGCCUGCGCCAGACUCUUCCGAGUUCAUGCAGCACGACGGCAUGAAUGAUGUCACCGUAUGGCGAUCUGCACUUGCCCAAUUGCUCAUUUCCCUCUCUCCGCAGGAGUUCCUCCCGGAGAUUCUGGGGUUCAGUCUGCACUUUGAAAUGUUGACUCUAGAAACGCUCGUUGCCGCUCGGGAACUCCGCGAACUCGACAUUGAUCCUUAUUAUUUCACGCUACACAUCACGAUUGACAAUGCCGACACAGGCCAUACCGCAAUGGCAAGCCGAAUCGUUACGGAUUACUUGAAGCUGGUUGCCGAAAUGCGAGGAAAUGCUGCGGUCGAUCAGGAGUGGAAGCGCAUACAGGCUGGCUAUAUCCUGUCCAAGAAUAUCGGCCGGGAGGAGCUCAAAGAUAUCCUUGGUACGAAAGUUCUCGAGAUAUUCCGGGCCAAGUCGGUUGCCUGCAACAGGAUCCAUGAUCACUGUCCCAUGAGCAUCAAAGGUCGGCCACUGGGCAUGUGGCUAGACCCCGCGUCGUUCAGCCGGCGAGAUUGGCAGAUGGACUUUUUGCGGUGCCUAGCGGACGCUAAGCCUUGGGUUCUCAAGGGGGAUAGCUCUCGCAGUCGGCUGAUGCAGCAGCUUGCCUGGGGCGGACGUAUGUUUGGGGCUUUCACGGAUCGCGAGGUGGGCAUCGUCCGAGACUGGAUCGACUCACUCGCUCCACUAGGGUCGAAGACAUACACAAGCUUCACGGGUAGAAUAGACCUGGGGCGGUCUAUACAGCUUGGGCAGAGCCACAGGCGUUGCCUAGCGAAUCCAGAUGUCCUCGGACGAGACGCACCCGACGCUGACGCGGACGCGGACGCCCUGAGACCCCGAGCUGCGGAUCUACGCAAACUGGACAUCCAGAAGCUGUUGCCAAUUUGGUUUGCCCACGCGUCCUUGCUUGAGGCUUUCGUGUCGGUACCAUGGCCUGUCGCCAAUCCCACGGGCUGCGCCGUCGUCAGAUUGUUGCGCGCCCAAUACGGCUUUCUUCCAGAGCCCACGGGCGUAUAUGGGGUCGACGAGAUGUCUCGCACAAAUCACGUCGAUCUGGUGAGCAUCGGGUGCAAACUGAUAUCUGCGGUAGAUCCAGGGCGCGCUUCUCCAGAGAAUAUGGACGAUGUGUUGGAGCAGUGGCCCUCGUCGUUCGCGGAGGGCAUGCUGGCGGCUGCGACGAAGCCGCGCGAACUCCAAUGGCGGUUACUCGGCAUGACGCACGCCUUCGUCCAGCUCCACGAGCUUCUCGCGUCUUCCGAUGCUCUGCUCUUUGAGCCGACGCGAGCGGCGCUGGACGCCAUGAGGAGGAGAGAGCAGGAGAGCUUGGCCGCGCUCAUGGCCGGACUGAGGCCUGGGAGUUUAGCAUACCGCGACUUUGCAAACGGGUGUGCCUUGGCAGCUCGUGAGAUUGAGUCGUGCUGCAAAUAG
Molecule: messenger RNA, 2055 nt
Organism: Purpureocillium lilacinum
Lineage: Eukaryota; Fungi; Ascomycota; Sordariomycetes; Hypocreales; Ophiocordycipitaceae
Source: RefSeq, a predicted model, not a curated record